CUCUAAACACCCCACACCACAACCGUUCUCUAUUCCCGGUGCAUCCAGCCAUGUGCAAGCCUAAUUUAGCGUAUGAGCUUGCAUGCGAGCCCGGUCUCACGGCUUCCACCCAGCCCGCCGCCUUGGCGGCUCUACCAUUCGCCCAUAGCCUCUUCGAACAGAGCGCCGCGCUGCUGGCGCAGCUUCAGGCCGAAAAGCCGUGGAAACGCAACCCGAACUAUUUCCAAAAGGCUUACAUAUCCUCUCUCGCAUUGAUGAAGAUGACCAUCCACGCCCAUUCUGGCGGCGAUAUCGAGGUGAUGGGCAUGAUGCUCGGUAAGCUUGUCGCGGGGGGCAUUGUUGUGUUGGAUGCCUACGCCUUGCCCGUAGAAGGAACCGAAACCAGGGUCAAUGCGCACGAAGAUAGUUAUGAGUUCAUGGUGCAAUACCUCGAGAGCUAUAAUAAGACUGCAGGUAGGGAUGGUGACCGUAUUGUCGGCUGGUACCAUUCGCACCCGGGCUACGGCUGCUGGCUCUCGGGGAUUGAUGUUGCGACGGAGAAGUUGCAGCAAAAGUUCCAGGAUCCAUUUUUGGCGGUGGUGAUCGAUCCGCACCAGACAAUGAGGCAAGGGCGAGUAGAGAUUGGCGCGUUUCGGACGUACGAAGACGGCACGCGCGACACAGGCACGCACACAGCGGGGACUCUGAAGGGCACCCGGGCGCCUAAGAUCCCAAAGUCUAAAGCGGAGGACUUUGGUGCGCAUGCUGACGAUUACUACGCCCUCGCGGUCGAACUAUUUAAGUCUGAAGUUGACAAUGCCGUGUUGGAGACCUGUGUGGCCACCUCUUGGACCGCGGCCCUCGCAGAAACGCCCCAGACCAGCCAGAUGCGCGGCUUGACCGAAAGUGUGGCUGGGUAUGUCCUGGCGCUGAAGGAUACUCGUGCCCUUGGUGUUGCCCAUUCUCUCAAAGAGACACUGAGGGGUACUCUUGCCACGCGCGUGGAGGAUAAUUUAUCGUUCGGGCAGGGCGAGAUGAGUGACGGUGACGACAAACACAUUUCCGAUGUGUUUGACAUGGACUCUGAGAGCGACGUCGGAUCGGGGCCGGUGCGACUGCGGGUGCACCGCUUGGCCGGACGCGGCAUGAAGCGCCCGCCGGGCGGGCAUGCCUUAGAAGGUAAGAAGCCAAGGGGUACCGAGAGUACAGUGCCAGUGAAUACCCGGCUCGCGGCCUUGGCCAAGCAGGCGCGUGCGGCUGGUGCCGAUGAAAGCCGUGCUCUCGCAUUUCUCCAGGUCCAGAAGGGUUUGUUCCUACAGGAGAGGAAGUAAAAAUGAAAUCAUGAAUGUCAGAAAGAGUAAAAGCAGAUGUUACCGUGCAUCCUCUUCCUAGGCUUCUCUGACCUUCUAGUUUUUCCGCUUUUAUUAAUUUCUGGUUCUCCAAGAUACUUGCGUUCUGAGUUACUAGUCUUAUUCCAUCUUAUGUGCUUUCUCCCAAACUCCAAGCUCUGCUUUGACGACGCGAAAGCAAGAUGUCAUCCUUAAGUUAGUA
This is a messenger RNA of Babjeviella inositovora NRRL Y-12698, 1530 nucleotides long. RefSeq names its product COP9 signalosome catalytic subunit (gene JAB1). Gene Ontology annotation, cellular component: COP9 signalosome; cytoplasm. The record is from RefSeq and is a predicted model, not a curated record. Gene Ontology annotation, biological process: protein deneddylation. Gene Ontology annotation, molecular function: protein binding; metallopeptidase activity; deNEDDylase activity. Bases 51 to 1310 code for a protein of 419 amino acids. The transcript has a single exon. NCBI's taxonomy places the organism in Eukaryota, Fungi, Ascomycota, Pichiomycetes, Serinales.